This is a messenger RNA of Mycosarcoma maydis (corn smut), 336 nucleotides long. RefSeq lists its product as uncharacterized. The transcript has a single exon. Lineage: Eukaryota; Fungi; Basidiomycota; Ustilaginomycetes; Ustilaginales. Bases 1 to 336 code for a protein of 111 amino acids. The record is from RefSeq and is a predicted model, not a curated record.
AUGCUCCGCCUGUGUCCCUUUUGCGUGCUUACAAGGUCACAACAUGCCUAUCUCUUGCCUGGCAACCAGUGUGCCAAGAUGGGCGCCGCAAUACCGCACACCUUGACCAUCCUAUCACAUCACGCGCUGGGCGGUCCAAGUCACAUCACCUGCAACUUCAUUUGGUGCUGUACGCAACACGCCUGGCUCCUGCAGCUCACUCAGCCCACUCGCCCUCGCCCUCGCCCCUGCCCCUGCACCUGCACAUGCGCUGCAAAUCACGAUUCGACUGUGCCGAGAUCCACUCAUCACAGCAUGUUCUUUCUAUUGAAAUUCAAGCUUGUUUGUUCUCAAUAG